Messenger RNA from Nelumbo nucifera (sacred lotus), 4250 nucleotides. The record is from RefSeq and is a predicted model, not a curated record. NCBI's taxonomy places the organism in Eukaryota, Viridiplantae, Streptophyta, Magnoliopsida, Proteales, Nelumbonaceae.
AACGCGUUCUUGACUUUUUUCACGCGUUCUUGAUCCUGAAACAAUCGGGUUGAUAUUAACUCAUCAGCCACACAGCGAUAACACUGAAAAGCUUCUCAUCCAUCCUUCACUGAGGUACAAUGUACAAUGGCCUCUUCUUCAUCUUCCUCUUCCAACUCUCGGUGUAGCGAUGGUGUGUUUUUGAGUUUCAGGGGUGAAGACACCCGUAAAGGCUUUACUGAUCACCUGUACCAGGCGUUAGAUCGGGUAGGAAUUCCAACAUUCAGAGACGAUGAAAAGCUCCAACGAGCAGAGGAAAUUGAACCACAACUAGUUGAAGCAAUAAAGAAGUCAAAGAUUGCACUCAUCGUUCUUUCGAAAAAUUAUGCUGGUUCGAGAUGGUGCUUGGAAGAACUUGCCGAAAUUAUGGAAUGCGAGAUGACAAUGGGUCAGGUGGUUUACCCUGUUUUCUAUGAUGUUGAGCCAAGAGAUGUGCGCAAACAGAUUGGGAGUUUUGGAAAAGCAUUUGACGACGUCAAAGAGCGAUUCAAAUUGGAGACAGCGAAAGUGGAGAGGUGGACAAAUGCUCUCAAAAAAGCGGCAGAUAUUUCUGGUUGUGUUGUACGAAAUGUUGCCAAUGGGCAUGAGGGACAGGUUAUCAAAGACAUUAUUACAAAAGUAUCGAGUAUUCUUACUCCAGCAGAAUUGCUUAUUACUAAAUAUGCAGUUGGAUUGGAUUCUCCUGUGGAAAAUGUGGUUUCAAUGUUAAACCUCAAAGAGAAUACGGUUUGUAUUAUAGGGAUAUGUGGAAUGGGAGGAAGUGGUAAAACAACCAUUGCAAAGGCUGUCUAUAAUCGAAUUCAUAAGAGUUUUGAAGGUAAAUGCUUCCUCAAAUGUAGUAGCAACGUACUUUUUCUACAACAACAACUUAUUGGUGAUAUUUUAAUGGAUCAGAAAGAGGGAGAAGUUAUACACCAUGUUGACAGGGGAAAAAUGAUGAUUCGAGGAAGACUCAGUAAUAAAAAGGUUCUUGUGAUUCUUGAUGAUGUUCAACAUAAAGACCAAAUAAAGGCAUUGGCUGGGGAGCAUGAUUGGUUUGGUGGUGGUAGUAGAAUUAUCAUAACAACAAGAGAUAAAGGUUUGCUAAAACUAGUGAAUGUGAAAAAGGAUGUGGAUAAGACGACAUAUAGUGUUCAAGAAUUGAAUGGGGAACAUUCUACUGAGCUCUUUUGUUUACAUGCUUUUAAAGAAAAACAUCCCCCAGAAAAUUAUGUAGAUCUCACAAGGCGUAUACUAUGGCAUCUUCAAGGGCUGCCUUUAGCUAUUGAGGUUUGGGGUGGUUUCUUAAAUGGAAAAAACGUAUCUCAAUGGGAAGAAGCUGCAGGGAAGUUAGAAAAGAUUCAUCAUGAUGAAAUUCAGAGUAAACUCAAGAUCAGUUAUGAUGCAUUGGAAGAUGAUGAUCUAAAGAAUAUAUUCCUUGACAUUGCAUGCUUCUUUACUGGUAUGAAUGUGGACUAUGUCAGUACAAUUCUAGAUGGUUGUGGCUUCUAUCCAAAAAAUGGAAUUCAUGAUCUCAUUUCUAAGUCUCUUGUAAAGACCGAUGAAAGGAAUCGGUUAACAAUGCACAAAGUACUUCAAGACAUGGGGAGAGAAAUUGUUCGCAAAGAAUCGCCUAAUGAACCUGGAGAGCGAAGCAGAUUAUGGUUGGAAGAGAAUGACUGGACAGAAGAAUCGCCUAAUGAACCUGGAGAGGGAAGCAGAUUGUGGUUGGAAGAAGAUGACUGGACAGAAGAAUCGCCUAAUGAACCUGGAGAGCGAAGCAGAUUGUGGUUGGAAGAGGAUGCCGUUGAUGUGUUGAGAGAAAACAAGGGAACCAAUAAAAUUCAGGGGUUCAGCCUUCAAUUAUUCUUCGAAGAAAAAGAACCAUUGCGAGUUGGUACUAAAGCAUUUGGGAAGAUGACCAAUCUUAGACUGUUCAGACUUGAUGGCGUAAUUCUCGAACUCGAAGGAAGCUAUGAAAAUAUGCCGAAAAAGAUAAGAUGGCUCCAUUGGCAUAGAUUCCCUUUGGAGUCUAUACCAAUAGAUUUCGAUUUAUCGCGUCUUGUUGUUCUCGAGAUGACAAGUAGCCAUCUCAAAAAUGUUUGGGAGGACGGAAUGCAACCGUGUCUCAUGCACAAUUUGAAAAUCCUUGAUCUUAGUGACUCCAACUCCCUAAUAAGGACCCCUGACUUCUCAAAGCUCCCUAAACUAGAGAGGUUGAUCCUUGAAGGUUGUUCAAGUUUGGUUGAGGUUCAUGAAUCCAUUGGAUGCCUUAAGAAACUAGUUCAUUUGGAUAUGGGACACUGUGCUCGUCUUGUGCAUCUUCCAAAUAGCAUUGGCUAUUUGACGUCUCUGAAACAACUUAUGCUCUCUCAUUGCAACAAGCUCGAAGAAUUGCCAAAGGAAUUGGGGGAGAUGAAAUCUUUAAAGUGUCUUGAUUUAGGUCAAACUGCAAUAAAACGGCUACCAUCUUCAAUUAGACAAUUGAAAUCUCUUGAAACAUUUUGGAUGCAUGGUUGUAAGCAACUUGAAGAAUUUCCAGAGGAAUUGGGGGAGAUAGAAUCUUUAAAGCUUCUUGCUUUAGGUCAAACUGCAAUAAAACGGCUACCAUCUUCAAUUGGACAACUGAAAUCUCUUGAAACAUUACGGAUGCAUGAUUGUGAGCAACUUGAAGAAUUUCCAGAAGAAUUGGGGGAGAUGGAAUCUUUAAAGCUUCUUGCUUUAAGUGGAACUGCAAUAAAACGGCUACCAUCUUCAAUUGGACAAUUGAAAUCUCUUGAAAAAUUAGAGAUGAAUCAUUAUAAGCAACUUGAAGAAUUACCAGAGGAAUUGGGGGGGAUGGAAUCUUUAAAGUUUCUUGCUUUAAGUGGAACUGCAAUAAAACGGCUACCAUCUUCAAUUAGACAAUUGAAAUCUCUUGAAAAAUUAGAGAUGAAUUAUUGUAAGCAACUUGAAGAAUUACCAGAGGAAUUGGGAGAGAUGAAGUCUUUAAAGUGUCUUGAUUUAAGUCAAACUGCAAUAAAACGGCUACCAUCUUCAAUUGGACAAUUGAAAUCUCUUGAAAUGUUAGACAUGAAUCAUUGUAGGCAACUUGAAGAAUUACCAGAGGAAUUGGGAGAGAUGAAGUCUUUAAAGUGUCUUGCUUUAAGUGGAACUGCAAUAAAACGGCUACCAUCUUCAAUUGGACAAUUGAAAUCACUUGAAAAUUUAGAGAUGAAUCAUUGUAAGCAACUUGAAGAAUUACCAGAGGAAUUGGGAGAGAUGAAGUCUUUAAAGUGUCUUGAUUUAAUGGAAACUGCAAUAAAACGGCUUCCAUCUUCAAUUGGACAAUUGAAAUCCUUCCAAUUUGCCACGAGGAUUUCUUCCAGCAGUUCCAACAACACCCGCAAUACAUGUUCAAGGUGAUGUAUCUGAGGCUCAGCCUCAGGCUCAAAGUGGUGACCCAGUAACAACUGCGGCAGAGAUUUAUUGUGAAACUGAUGACCCAUGUGGAAGUGGAAGUGGAAUUAUCUUGAAGGAUAGAGUACUCUAUGUGGGGUUGGGGCCAUCAACUGAAACCGAGGACAAUGACUUGUUGCAUUCCCUUCCCGAUCUCAAUGAAGUUCCGCCAUCACCGGUAACAGACGACAACGACGACUUGCACUUUCACCAUUCCCUUCCAGAUCUCAACUACAUUAAUCCACCAAGUUCCAUGCUUUCACCUUCAACAAGGGAUACUUCGUUCCUCCAUCUGGAUGAUAUAGAUGGAAGUAGAUCUGUAGCAGUCAACAGAGGCAUUAAGAGAGGCCACGGUGAAGAUGAGGCAGGGCCCAGUAGUAAUCCGCCAUCUAAGAGAUCCCAUGGUGAAGAGAAUCCCGUAGGUCCACUGAAUGAUACGGACAGGAGAGUGCAGAUUUUCAAUUUCCAGAGCUCUCACUUUUUUUAAUCAAUUAAUUGGCUAUAAAUUUUGCAUUAGUUCCAUUUUGCAUGGUCAAAACGGUUCGAAUGGUUUGAAUGGUUAAUCAGCCGAUUCAACGGUUUUGGGAGAAGAAGCAAUUUUGGAGGAAAGCAGAAUUGGUCCGACCGUCCGGUCCCAUCCGGUUUUGAAAACAGUGCUAUUUUGUAUCCCUUUUUUGAUAAAUUACACGGACCCCUAGGGGUCGGUGACAAUACCCCUGAACUUCAAUUUGUAACAAAAACCCUUCGGAACUUUGGCCGUUAGACAAAGACAUCCUUUUAGUAGUGUUCGGAAA